Lactuca saligna is the source of this 834-nucleotide messenger RNA. The record is from the annotation of a GenBank genome assembly. NCBI's taxonomy places the organism in Eukaryota, Viridiplantae, Streptophyta, Magnoliopsida, Asterales, Asteraceae.
AUGAUUACAGACCACUAUGGUCUUUCCGUCGACGAGUUGAUGCCGAGCAUAGUUAAUAAAAUCUUUGGUUUUGAACUGAUUUGUCGAUCUCUGGGUUAUGUACCAACUUUCUGGGUUUUCAGUUACUUCUUCUGCUUGACUACGGAUUCCAGGGUCCGUACUUUGGCUAAAAGAAGAGGCAUUCGUCAGUUGAUUUCUGAACAAGACGCUCCAAGGAAAAAUCAGCAACGUCAGUGGCUUUGGGUUAACCAAAACCUUGGGGGACACGGAUAUCGUAGGACCCGAAAUUUUUCUAACCGCCUCCCCAAGUUGUUUGGGAGUAAUCUGACUCUUGGUAAGCAUCUGGGAAACAUCACCAUUACUGGGUGGAACAGGGAAGACUUCAUUCUUGCAGUGGCCAAUAUGAUUGCUGCCUGGAGGGCUCGCAGAAAAAUGGCACUAAUGUUCGUCGUGAGAUGCGGUGCUGAGGCUGAGAUUUCUUUGGAGAUGGCUCUGCAUGGUCAUUAUAAUUGCAAGCUUUGCCAUCAUGAGAUAGAUCUUACAGAGACUCUUACUCCUCGGUUAUCUGAAAGACGCAUGCAAGAGCUUGCCGGACUGCCCGUGGUGGAAAGGGAAAUGUGGGUUCUCGCGGGCAUGCGUCACCUUACCAGCCGACCAUUGGCGUUGUUUCCCUGGUUCUUUCGCCAAUUUACGUCCCUUGUAGUUUGCCUAUGGGAGAAAAAACAAGAAGAGAUAAUGCUCCUGUUUGAAGGAGGCGUAGUUUGCGUGUGGUGUCAUCGUCGGAUGAGAAGAGAGAAUAUGAUGAUGUGGGUCUUCGUCCUCAGAAAAUCAUAG